Molecule: messenger RNA, 24170 nt
Organism: Porites lobata
Lineage: Eukaryota; Metazoa; Cnidaria; Anthozoa; Scleractinia; Poritidae
Source: the annotation of a GenBank genome assembly
AUGGCAUCUUCUUUAAAGGAAUCUGAAUCACGUGAUGAUAGAGUAGAUAAAACCCACCGAGUGAGAGUGACUUUUUUGGCUUCUGAAUGGGGAUCAAGCAAAGGAGGGCUUUCCACCAUCAACAGGGAGUUGGCCAUUCAGUUAGCCAAAUGUCCUGAAGUGGAAGUCUCUUUCUUUUUACCACAAUGCAGUCAAGACGACAAGAAGUUAGCCCUGAAGCAUAAUGUAAAGAUCGUUGAGGCAGCACCACUGCCUGGCUUUGAGCAACUGGACUGGCUCUGCUUUCCGCCUGAAGAUUUGCAAAUCGACAUUAUCAUAGGUCAUGGAGCUAAACUCGGUAAACAGGCACAAAUCAUUAAAAGAUCUAAACGGUGCAAAUGGGUUCAAGUGGUGCACACAGAUCCAGAGGAACUUGGAAUGUUUAAAAACUAUUCAGAUGGAAUUUCAAAGGGCGUAGAAAAACACAAGACAGAAAUAAAACUGUGUGAAAUGGCGGAUCAUGUUGUUGGGGUUGGCCCCAAGUUGAGCGAGGCCUUUCGCUCCUAUCUUCGCAGCUGCCAAAAAGAUGACAAUGUUGUUGACUUCACUCCGGGAGUAUUUGAAGAGUUUGCGGCUGUGAAGCAGGCUCCUAGCGAAAGGCAACAACGCAGUGUCUUGGUGUUUGGUCGUGGAGACGUAGAGGAUUUCAAACUGAAAGGGUUUGACAUCGCUGGGAAAGCGGUUGCUGAAUUAGAAGAUACCCGUCUUGUGUUCGUUGGAGCUCCAGAUGGGAAACACGAAGAAAUAGCAAACCGGUUGACCGAAUGUGGUGUUCCUGCAAGUCGCUUGAGAGUAAGGGAAUUUCUUCCAGACCGAGAGAGUUUGAAACGCUUGUUUCAAGAAGUAGAUCUUGUAGUCAUGCCUUCAAGAACAGAAGGCUUUGGGUUAACAGGACUUGAGGCCCUGUCAGCUGGUCUUCCUGUGCUUGUCAGCCGCAACUCUGGUUUUGGAGAAGCCCUGUGUAGUUUAUCCUCUGGUUCAAUGUCUGUGAUUAACACAGAGGACCCCGCAGAGUGGACCUCAGCCAUUAAGAAAGUCUGGGCUAAGGACAGGAAAAACCGACUUGAGGAAGCGGAAACCUUGCGUUGUUCUUACGAAAGGAAAUAUAACUGGGCCAAGCAGAUAAACGAUCUUAUUGAGAAGAUGAUCAGCUGGAUCCAAGGUAGGAAUGUCUAUUUUUUUUUUAUGUUUGUUUUUUUGCUUUGAUUUUUUGUAACAAGUAUACUCUCUUCGUGAUUAAAAUUGAAUUAAAGAAACUAAUAGAAAAUUAUCGAAAAACAAACAAUCAAACAAACAAAACAAAAGAAAAACAAAAUCUGAAAAUAAAAUAAAAUAAAACUAAACUAAGCAGACACACUUUUAUUUUGAAAUCGCAAUAGAAAUGUUGGCAACUAUUCAGCCUUUUCCAAGCUUCAGGAUAGCAAUACGUGGAAAACUGUUUCCCUUUAGAUAUUGUUGUAAGAUUUUUAAUUCAUAACCAUCUGUCAUAUGCUUCAUCCACAGCUCACUUUUAUAAUUAUCUCUUGUGUCCAUAUUUACCGUAAAAGCCCAGUUCCAUUUGUUUUAUCUUUAACAGAUGAUUCUUCAAAUGUCACAAGCCCCUCAGAAACAACAGGCAGAACGUUUUCAUCUGCCUGCAAAACUUCUCAGCGGACGGAAGGUAUGGACGAGCACCGCGCAGGUAAUUUCUCCUAUCCUGAAAAACUUUUAUUACGAUCAGUACAAUAAUAUUGCCCUUGAAGGGGUGUUCUGUGCUCAAAAAAGCGUUAUCAUACUUUAACAAUUGUUCAAAACUUCAAUUGCAAUUUAAGACAUUGAUAAUUGGCAGCAUGUUGCGCUUUCUUGUUUUUUCGUCUUGGCGUACACUUACUGAUGCGUUCUUAACUUUUCACUGAGAUUUGCCGUAAAUUGGCUUUGGCUUUCUCGCUUUCUAUAGUUAUAACCACCUUAGUGAGAGAGACAAUUGUUGGCUUCACACUAGAGCUUGCAAGCAUAAUGUAAGUGUACCUGGAACCUACUUCGAGUGUGAAGAGGUAAUAUGUGCCAACUUUAACUUUACUUGGUGAUCAUGGAAACGAUUCUAGUUAAAUGAAGCCGAAGUUCGCCGCCAAGUAUCGGGUAUACACUAUGAACGGACAGAUAAACAUUCAACACGUCUUAGCUAAGAGCAUUGCGGAAGAGUCCAAGCCCAAAGCUCUUCGGCGAUUUCUUUGCCAAAGAGCGCGUUGUUGAGCCGUUCUAAAGAAAUACAGAGGAAGACUUCGCUUGUGUUUUUUUUCUAUGACACUGCUAAGUACUUGUAAAAAGCGAAGUACGUAAGCAUGUCUGUUAGGGUCAAAACCCUUUGAGUUCAAAGUACUCAAAAAAUAUACAACUAUUUCGAGAAAGGUUGUCACAAAAAGUGCACGUGACAGUCCCGAAAGGUAUUGUGGGUGGUUUUGAUUUCACUGUUCUGAAGGUGGCUCGACCCAGUCUUUUUGUAGGUAGACCUUCCAUCUUUGAAUCUCUUUGACUUAAACAAAUUUAUCUUUUUUGUAAAACUAUUGUAAACACAUGUAUUACACAUAGACUUAACUUUAUCAUGAUAUUAUUUUGGGGUCGAUCGAAAUAUAUAUAUCACGUGACAAUGACGUCACAAUAGUUUUAGCUCUAAAUCGAAUUGCACCCCUUAUCGGCAUUUUCUUUAGAAAAGCUUGAUGUUUCCUAUACUUUGGGUGCUUGUCUUCUGUUGUGCGAAGUUUCACAAAAAUCUACAAGAAGGUAAACUGAAGACUGGAGUCAAUGCAGACAAAUUUGCUACUUUUUGGAUGUUUCUGAAAAGUUUUUAUCACUCGUUCGUUUGGCAAAUGACCCUCAUACACUCUACAACCGGCUAAAAGCGAGUAGACUUCCGCGAUUUCGAAAAACACGAAAACAUUUAAAUCAGGGUAAAACGCAAUGCUGAGCUCUUUUUGUAAUUGUGUGGUUCCAGAAAAUAGCCAUACCACCCCCACAAAGGGGAUUUGCCGUAUGAACCCCCUCCCCUCUGGAUUUUCCAAAAUCGGCCCUCAAAAUUCACCCCCCUCAACCCUCCAGAACUUCCAAAAUUUUCGCACACCCCGUGAAACUAUUGCUAUCUCUUAUUGAAGUGAACAAAUAAGUAGUUUCGUUCACUAGGAUGUCAAAUUUUGUGAGUUUCAUGUAUUUUCUGUUGAAUUCUAUAACAGAUAAGUGCAUUCCUUAUGCGCUCAAGUCACGAUCAAAUUUUCUACAAGGAGAUAAACAAAAAUUCUUUUGUGCUCAAGUCACGAAGAAAUUGUUGAAAAAGUUCUUCAAAUGAAAUACAAGGUCGCGUAGGAAAUAUAAGCCUUUUUCCUCGCUUAAUUUAAUCCACCGUGUUAGACCAGCUGUUGGCUGCUAUUUCCGCUGGGCAAACUGCCAUUAUCGCUAGGUUUUGCAUGCGUGUCUUUUUUUUGUUAAGUAUAUCAAUUAGUAGUCUGCUACACAGCCGUUUUUAGUGUCGUCACGCAACGCUCCCAGUGGGAAGGAGCGUUGCGUGACGACACUAAAAACGCCUAUGUAGCAGACUAAUCAAUUAGGUUUUCUCAGCCAUCAGUACUAGUGUAGACUUCGAUCCGUCAACUUCAGCUCGGCAUUGGGCCAUAGGUUCUCUGUGCACCAGUUUUUAUGUCAAGGCUAAUCAGGUUUUCUGCGUGUGCAAACCAAAGAUAGUACUCUCUUUUCUUUAUGUUUUGGGGUUCAGUUUUUUGGUUCUUUAAUUCCUUUUAAUCGUUUUUUUGGUUAAGUUUAGUUUAGGAGCUGUUUUUUAUUGCUCUUUUAUUGUUACCGAGUCGGCUAUUCUCGGAAUAUUGUUACAUUCUGGAGUUAUUAGGUUAGGUUUAUACUGAUCUUUAAUAUAGAGUUUAUUCAUUAUUAGCUGCUGUCUUAGUAUAGUCAUCGUAUAUUUGAUUAUUUUCUUAGCCUUUCGUUUGAUUUGCGUAAGUAAGUAAUUGACAUUUCUUAGUUGCUAUCGUUAUUGCGAAUGGUAGCUGUAAUUUUCUCGAAUACAUGAGUUUAUCCUAGAUUAUUAGUUACAUUAGUUUUUCCCUUUUUACUGUUUUAUUUCAGUUCGAAACCACAAUCACGACAUAUCACGACACUCGGCUUUAUGGGACGUGGUUAACACUUUUUCAUCUUGGCAUGCAAUCAGCUUCAAUUGAACUUAUCAAACAUUGAACUUUGAUUAAACUUGCUGAUGGUAAUCAGAACUUUUCGUCGAGUUCGUUUUUUAUGCACCGCUCUUGUCUCUCUUCUACCCUUGUUAUUUACUUGGAUUUUUCUUUCUUAUCCUUGUAAGUGACAGACGGAAGGUGUACCUAGAAAGAUGCUGGGUCGAGCCACCUUAAAGAAAUUUGAAAGAGUAGCUUGUGAGGCCAUACCCAGGGUACCAGAGGUUUUUCUCGCUUGCGGUGGGAAUUUUCGGUGUGGGCCGAAGGCCGACACAUCUUUGGCCUUAACUACUAAUGAGGCCAUAGACGUAUGUUUGUGAGUGCUAAAGGAAAGCAACAAAAAUAGGUGCGACAGCUUCAGUGUCAGGAAUAGUGUAUUGAGCAUAUCCCUUUUGGGAUUGUCGCGUGGACAUUUUUACCAACAACCUUUCUUGAAAUAGCUGUAUACGAAACUACAAAAAAACUCUUUUCCAACGCAAAGGCCUCAUGUGGUUGUAGCUUCAUAGUGGUAGUAUUUUACCGUGAAAGAAGAUUGACACCUUUUACUUCAAGUAAUAUACUUUUUUUGCAAGUGUGAAGCCAUGUUUUCUACAGAGCAACUUAAGAUUUCCAAGUGCACUUAAAUGAAGUGCUUACUUGAAACUAACUCCUCUUCUAGGGUGAAGCUAACAAAUAUAUCUUCAACUUCGCUUUGCACAUUUCGAUCACCCCCUCCCCCUCCCUCCCUAAUAUACUGCAACCAAUAUUUUAAAACUGCAAUUAAUCAAGGUCAAACAUAAGUCCUCUGCGCCCCGUGAUUCAGUUAAUAGUAAACAAGGACUAAAAAAGCAAUUAAUAGAGAGGAGAAGUGUAACGUCACGUUACCAUGGUAGAAAAAUGUUUGGAUCACAACAAUGGGGAGCUUAAAGGUCAAAUGAACCAAAAAGUGAAAUAUUUUCUUUUGUCGCUUUACCUUCAGCAAACACUAAAAAGAACCAUCGUAAGUAAGAUUUGGGUAAAGAUUUUUACAUAAUAAAACUACAAGGCUUGCAAAUUCUGUGGCCGGCCGCAGCACAACGCCUUCUGAAUUUUGUCCAUUUUCUCCCACUUCCACACGUCCCUCGCUACCCAGCCUCCCGAAUAUCAAAGCCAGAUAGUUUGCGAAGGUCGAUGUCAAAAAUGGUCGAGAUUGCUUGCCUCUAAUGACCUAAAGUGACGCCACGAAUUUUCACAUGCGCCCCAAAAUCGCCAUUGUCAUAGGAUGUGCACCAAAGUGGACGAUCAUUACGGCCGUAUAAAAUUCAAAUGAACGACAAUUAACCCUUGUCACCUCCCCACAGCCCACGUCGUACCCGCCAAAAAUGACGGUUGGAAGCGGCUGAUGCAGGUCAUAAUAUCAUGAUUAUUUUUUUUGCUGUAAGUCGCCUUUCGCUUGGCAUCAAAAAUUUGAAUAUAACCUGAGAUUAGAGCAGAAUGACCAUGAAAUACUCUUUGUGUUUACUCGUCACGCCGUUGUGUGGCGGCUGGCCGCCAAGUUUGCAAGCCUUGUCGUUUUAUUAUGUAUUAGUCGGGGGGUGUCAGAUUCAAGUGACUGAAAACGCCACAAAAUCGCAGAACACGACACUAAAAACAUACGGUUAGUUAUCUUUAUUCAUUUUUUCUUACAUUAUAGUUACAUUUGGGAUCAAAAGGUGCAAAAUUCUGUGUUUUAUGAAGCAUUCCUACUGAUCACUUGAAUCAAGCCGAGUGCAGGCUUACGAAUUACAGUUAAUUUAUGGGAUCACAUGCCCACGUGACAUCACGAUCCCUCGAACAGUUCGGAUGGUCCGCCUGUGGUUGACUAUGUUUGUUUGUGUCGUUCUGUGCUGUUUUGUGAGAGUUAUGACUUAGACUGAAUGAAAUAUACGAGGUGCGAACGUUUGCUCCUUUGUAAAGCCUUUUUAUUUGUUUUGUUGUCGUUGUUUUUUUUUGUCACUUGAAAAUUAGUUUGGAUUCAGAACAACCAAUGUUAGAUUAAAAACGGGUCAUUCCGCCAGUCUGAGGUGGAAUAAAAUGUUUUGCGGAACAUUUCCAAAGAGGCGAGUAUCUUUCUGAUAAUUGUGCAUUCAAUUUGUGAGUUGAUUUUGUGUCCAGAACUUCGCCUUCUUUCGCCGGGCUGAAUUAAAACCCGCUUGUAUUCUGUUAUUAGUAGUUACAGUUACUUUUUUACGUGCCCCUAUGCCCAGAUUUAUUUACCUCUGCAGAACCAGCGUCGUCCUUGUGUUCAAUCAAAGAACCGUAAUGCUAUAAACGCAUGCGAGUGAACAAACUUGCGCGCUGAAAACUUUCUCGGAAAUCAGAAUCCCAGCAAGCUUGCUCGAGAAAAGACUACUUCGAUCAUUUUUCUGUUGCUCAUGUAAUAAUAGUCGGAGCUUUUUUGUUUUUUCAUUUUUAAUUACAUAUUUUUGUUUUCUUUCUGUACGCAAAUUUUUCUUUUCAAGUGCUGUGAAGUAGCUGAGAACGACAACUGCGGGCAUUGACUUCGAAACAAUAGAUUGACUCUUUGCCCGUAAGCAAUUGCAGGAGCUGGAUUUGACUGAAGGGAGCAAAACAAACCCUUAUGUGCUGUUUUCUGUAUUUUCUAAUCAUUCAGUUUGCUGAGUGUAAUUUGCUUGAAUGAAGACCCUUGCAUGAACCAGUUAUUAAAAAUAGCUAAAUGGUGAAUCGUAGCUUGGUUGCGGAGCUUGCAACUGAUCUUUUGCUUUUAAGAUCUUUAAGUGGGCUGUUUUUGUACAGAAAAUUCACUUCUUCAUUGUCCGCAGGUAUAAGAGCCUUAGCCUCAACCUCGUUCCCAGGGUUCUCUCCUACCCGUCCCUAUGGAGCAAGAGAGAGAGAGACCCUUGUUGGGUCUGGUCACGUGGCUCCAAAACAAAAUUAAUUCUGAGGGAGGAGUCCUUUCUAUCACAAUUUUGUGUCUCGUUCACGCAAUGAUCGCAAGGUUCCGCAAGAGCAAGAUAGAUUUGCUAACCCUACAACUAUAACUGAAACCAUGGGAAAUUUCUACUCAAAUAGAACUUCCACAAGACAAACAAGUUUAUUAUUUUACCAGAGGUGAAAGUGAAAACUUGCGUUAUCGCGGUUUAACCGACGACAUCAAUCGCUAGUAAAAAUCUAUGAUCUUGAGUUCUACACAAGCGUGUUUAUAUUGAAGGGAAAAUCCCUCUAUGUUAAACUUGCAUUAAAAGUAGCAAUGUUUGCCUGACAGCGGGUGCUGGUAAUCGGGUCGAAUCAGUAUACUGCAAAAUCUACAUCAUAAGCGAUCUUAGCUAGCGCCCCCGGAGCAGGGAAUUCAUAUUUGCUGAACCAUCACAAUAAUAUUUUAGAUCUAGUGACUUUACGGAAAGCUAUAGUCUAAAAUGAAAUGUCUGCUUUUUCUACCCCCUAACCCGCCUUUGUUACGAUGGGCAAUAGAAAAACGUAUCGCUUUUAGUGGUAGAUAGAGAUACUGGAAUAUAGGAGAGAGAAUCUGGGAACAAGGCUGCCUUAGCCUUAUGUCUAUUUAAUGAAAAUUUGUUGAUUUGCAACCUUUUUGAAGCUUUUUAGUUCACAUAAGCUGAAUUUUAUGCAUGAUGGAAUUGUUCUUUGCUUGUCGUAUCUCUUUGCGAUCUUAAAGUGGCAUCUAUGGUUGUUAAAGUGACUUCAGUCGGUAAUUCAGUCAUAUACACAACUGGACAAAAUUUUUUGCAAUAAAUAUAACUUUAAUUUUGUUUGAAGGAAAUCUUACGCGUAGGUUUUUGACAGGUGUUAUGCAUGUUCAACUUGACAAGGCAAAGCAAAAUUUAUCUGGGCGAAAGGAUCAAGUUUAAUAUAUAGAUUUAGCCAGGGCUGAAAGCGAAACUCUCUAUAAUAUUUAUAGUUUGUUCAAACAAAAUAUAAAAUCGUGUAAUGCUAAGCGUCGAAGGCAACGCCGGAGAACAGUGAAAAACAGCAGUAGGUCUAAUAGGCCAUUUUACAGUUGUGUGCUUAGUGCCCUGGCCUUUGAAUAGACGCGAGGCUGGCGGUGACCUUGUUUUGUUACAAACCUGCCUGCUUUUCAAGUGCAAAUCGUGGUAUUCUCAUGCUAACAAGCCCGUGAACAUGAUCAUUUACAUAUGAAAAACAAGAAGGUUUGUAGCGAAACAAGGUCACCGCCAGCCUCGCGUCUAUUCAAAGGCCAGGGCACUGAGCACACAACAGUAAAAUGGCCUAUUAGCAAAAAAACAACUUGGCAUGUGCAGCACACUUUUUUUUGUACAUUGCUUUCCAGUUGUUUUGCACGAUUACAACGUUAAACUUUCAGAAACUUCUUAGUUACACGUUUUUUGGAGGAAACGUACGUCUUCUCGUUCACUUUUUUUUCACUGUCGCUCAUUUUCACCUUGCAUUGGUGGCCGCUAGCAUUUCUCCUUUUGUCACCGCCGCUACAAAAUUUUCAUGUUGUUCUUCCAACAACAACAAAAAAAUGUCUCCUUUUCUUUUUAUCUCUAGCUCUAGAUCUCUGUCGCCCUUUUUCUCAUUGAGCUUCACUGGCCUGCCGCCUACUUUCUCUUUUUCUCUGUCUUUCUCUUGCUCUAUAUUCCAAAUUUGUGGACAUGACAAAUAAUCUAAGCCUAAUACUUUAGACAACACGGAUACAGAAACAAUUUCUGCUUUCCGUUUUCGUCUUUAUUGACUCUUUAGUUGUCUCUGCUUUACAAGGCGUGGGUGGUUAUGCGAUUUCCCGCCAAAAUAACUUCGAGUUGCAUUUGGGUUGCCAUACCUGUUGAUUGAGUUAUUUUACAUUGGUAUGCCUGUGGUGCGGACGGACGGACGGUUGAUCGAUCGCUCGAUCACUCGGUGUAUGUUCACGUGAUUACCAAAUUUUCUGGAAUGGAUAGAUUUACUUAGCUAUGGGGCUCCGCUAAAAAGUAUAGUUGCUUUGAAACCGAUUUUGGGAAGAUUUUACUAAAUAAAGAUUAAGACGGAAUGCGUCAGGAAAUUGAGUAAUUUUAAUUUUCAGUGGACAAAAUCCUUUUACCAGAAUAAUCUAAAGCAUAUUGCAUUCUUUUUUACAUUUUUCAAGGGCUAUAGAUGUAACUAGUUAUGUGUAAUAACACCUUAGAAAAUUUCUUAUGGGCACCCGAGAAAAUGACAGCUUGCCAUGAACUUUUCAGAAUUUUACCUGUGUUUUCACCAUUCUUGUGAAAUUUGACAUUCAUUUUCUCGGGCUCCCAUAAGAAAUUUUCUUUGGUGUUAUUACAGAUAACUAAUUACAUCUCUCACCCUUGAAAAAUGUAAGAAAAGAAUGCAGUAUUCUUUAAAUUAUUUUGGUACUAGGUUUUUGUCCACUGAAAAUUAAAAUUACUUAAUUUCCUGGUGGAUUCCAUCUUAACCCUUUUUCUACCCACAUAUCAACGCCAAAACUUCUACAUUGAGGAUUUUGUUUGUAUUUUAGUGAUCUGGGAAACUACAAGUGUCCGAUCGAGCUUGGGUUUCAAAAUAUCAUCUCGAGUGCGACAAAGUUCAAUGACUUCAAACACUUUGUGGGCAAGCGUGAAUUUCUUUGGGCAAAUCACUAUACAAAGAUAUUUUGUUUUUGUGUCCACAGUGGAGCUCCACACCUUUUAUAUCCAGGAAAUUCCUUAUGAACACAUUUUGUGAUUGCAUCUUGGAAAAAAUCGGACCUACGCACGCACAUUUCCAGUACUGACAACGCAAGGAAAUUAAUGUCGUUAAAGUCCGUUUUACUAUGAUGUAUUCUUUGAGAAAAUUAAAGAAUAAGAAGGUUACAACCAAAGCUUGCAACUUUUGAAGACAAAUUGCUUGUUCUUUCUAGGUUUGUGGCCGCACAAACCACCAUAAUUUCUGCACUAAGUCGACUAGAAAAACGCUUUUUAAUUUCCCUUUUUUUUCACCUGACCAACAUUGACGUCAUACGCUGUUUUUGCCGACAAUUUUUCUGACCGCUCUACGAAGAUAAGGGCCAAAAAUAGCAAUUUUUAAUUGCGAAUAUCUCGGAGAUGCUUGCUUCAAUUUAGCUGAAACUUCAUAGUAUGUUUAUUUGGCUCAUAUUAAACACAUUUCACUAGAAUUGAACUAAAAAAAUGUCGAAAUUUUGGUUCAUUUGACCUUGAGCAACAACGACGGUGACAGCAACGAGAACGGCAAAAAAAAAUCCGUAGGUUUGUUUUAGCAAAACAACAACUUUGCACGCACUUGCACACACCUGUCAAGGGAUAUUUUAAAAAUGUCGAGGAACAAGUCAUUCGAUGUCAGAGCAAGGUUUGGAGCAAUUUAUAGUUUGCUUCUGAAACUAAAAAAAGUACCUUUUAAAGAAUACCACGAUAGGCAAUCAGCUUUUGUUUUCAUUUUAGUAAACAAUUAAUUUACUUGUCGCGAAAAUGUGAACUGGUGGCUCCUUCUACCUCACCUGGUAGUAAUAUAUUUUGAAAUUCAAAACAAUUUCACAGCUGAAUUUUGAGCGCCUUUUAGUUACCGACUUCUGCUCCAACGAUUUUUCUGAAAUUCGUCUGGCAUACUUAUUAUGUCAAUAAAAGCCGAUACCAGAAAUUUCAGUAAAAAUAUCAGCAAAAUUUUUACUGGACUUGAUUUUCUUUAAACACUAGGGUCCUUUUAAGCGCUAAUUUCUCAAGAAAUAUUUACCAUCAAUAAAAUCAGAAUAUUUCGUAUUAUUGCCGAAUGAUAUCUGUUGUUCUUUACAAAGUUUCGCAACCAUCGCUCUAAAAACGAAAAAGUUAUGACGGAAAAUUUGUCACUGCAAAAUGCUCCAAUAUUAAUGACCGAGCCACCUUAACAAACAAUCAACCGCCCCCUAAUUUACAUAAUCUAACAUCUGCUUGACCAGUCAUGUUAUUAGCCAAUCAGCGUUUACCAGAAGGGAAGCAAAUUUUGGCGGGAAUAAUGUCUCUUUCGAAAUCAAUUUUAGGGAAAAGUGAUGUGAAAGAGAAGAUCGCUCAGAAUAAUUCGCAGGUUUCUAAAGAAAGAAUGACAGGAAUUACAGUCAAACCAGGUCAAGAUUCCAUUCAUGAAUUAAUUAUUUGAAAAUUGAACCCGUUUGUCGCUUCUGUAACUUGUAGCCGGUAUCAAAUUGCAUUCAAAUAAUCGGUGAAUUUUUUACUGCAAUUUUUAGUAUACGAUGAAAUGGAAAAUAUUUCAAUGGAUGAAAUUUCUAUUUAGACAUUCUUCAAACUGGCAAGAAAACUGAGCAGGCAGAAAUUUCAUAAUGAACUGGCGUGUUUAUUCACUCCUCAUUACGCAAGCAAAAAUGCAGACUGAAAUCAACAACAACUAACAGAUGGCGGCGUUUUGGCCAAUCGGAACAGCGCAAAUCAUCCGUAUUGUUUCCUGUCUAGUCAGAAAAAAGUCCAGAUUCUGGCUUUUUUGCAUGUGAUCUGUGAAAGAAAUGUAUCAUGCCCUCCUCCCGAAAACAGAUUACAGAGAUAAAGGGAGAGGGCAUGAUCAUGGCAGGUUAUCACACGCCCGGUUCAUCGAGUAGGUGAAGACAACACAAAAAUUGUCGUUUUCUUUUUUCUAAACUUAGAUACGGUCCUUUUGGAUUCAACCCCAGAAAAUUUCGCCAACUUUUGUAAAAUUAAAUGAGAUUGAAUAAGAUCGAUGAAGUUUGAAACACUGCGAAUUCUCUUUUUUAAGUGACUUUUCGGUUUGUUGUCAUCCAAAAAAUUUUGCUACCAUAGCAACAUGACGUAACGACUUCUACUCUAUUGUUAGUGGUUUUACAGUGUGCCUACACGAACCGAGCCCUGAGGCCACCGAAAAAAUUUUGAGACAAAUUUUGAAAUUAGCCAAUCACAAGUCGAGCUCUAAACAAUGAAGUUGUGCAUAAUUUUGUACUCGGAGCCAGUUCAAAAUACGUUGCGAACCAUUUUUCUAAAAGAUAUAAAACAUAAGGAAUCGUGACGUUUUUGUAAAUCAAGCUGAAAAUGUUUUGACAACGCUGGUCUGGGUGUGGUGUAAUCAAAGCCAGCAGUAAAGAAAUUUUGAGCAAUCCGAACUAAAGGUGACGACCGCGCAUUUCACGGCAAACAGCGCUCAGUGAGUGAAUUGCUGUGUUGGUGAUUUGAGAGCCACGGUGGCUCGAAAACACUUCCCAGAAUCCAAAAACACUUCCCAGAAUCCAAAACACGUCCCAGAACCUAAAAACACUUCCCCAGAAUCCAAAACACGUCUCAGAACCCAGAAACACUUCCCAGAAUCCAAAACACUUCCCCAAAACCAAAACCACGUCCAAGAAUCCAAAGGCAUCCUGGACGUGUUUUGGAUUCUGGGAUGUGUUUAGCCGAGAAAACAGCCGACAUUUCGCGACGCUACCACUGGUUUCCUGCAAAAUGACGUCUGAGAAACGAGCGCAGAAAUUCCAUACUGAUGACGCGUCACUACCCAGAUCUGGGUAGUGCUCCUGAUUGGUUGAAUCAAAUUUCCCACACAGCACGACCAAUCAGAAGCACUACCCAGAUCUGGUAGUGACGCGUCAUCAGUAUGGAAUUUCUGCGCUCGUUUCUCGAACGUCAUGUGGCAGGGAAACCAGUGGUGGCGUUGCAAAAUGUCGGCUGUUAUCUCAGGCUAGGACUUGUUUUGGAUUCUGGCAAGUGUUUUUGGAUUCUGGGACAUGCUUUGGAUUCUGACAAGUGUUUUUGGAUUCUGGGAAGUGUUUUUGAAUUGUGAGACAUGUUUUGAAUUCUGGGAAGUGUUUUGGAAUUCUAAGUGCAUACUUAGGGACCUAAAGUCUAAAAUGACCCUUGUUUAAUUAAACAAGGGUCUAAUUAUUAGAGCUUCAGUGAUAUCCGUUAGGGUUACUUGUGCCUCUGAGGCACUAAAAUGAAUUUCUUCUACAUCCACAAAGCUAGAUUCUGUUACUUUCUAGGAGUUACUUUUGGAUUUUUUUUACAAAACCCCUGGUUUUUUUGUUUGUUUGUUUGUUUGUUUUUUAAGCAGCCUGUUUAUUUUUGUAGCGGGGUUAUUUCCUCCUUUUGUUAUCUCCCAGGGGUUAAAGUGAAUUUCUGCCAUACCCACAGACCAAGAUUCUGCUACCUUCCAGGGAUGCUUUUUGUUUUUAUUUAUUUUUAUUAUUUUUUUGAUAAGCACCCCUGUCUUUUCAGCAUGCAAAGAAAGUAUGUCCGAUUGCCCGGGGCUAGUGGAUUUUGCUAUCGGGCUGGUGAAUUCUGUUUUUGACUUGCCCGACUGGCAAUUGAUGUUUUUUGAGGAAUUUGAAUCACAGAAGAACUGUGAAAGUAAUUCUGUUCGUCAAAAAGCUUUUGAGGCUAGUUGAAAUGACGUCUGGGCUAGUAAAUGCUAGCUUCAACUUGCCCAAACCGCAAGCUGUAAAAAUGACUUUCUUUGCACCCCAUUUUUGUAAAGCAUCCCGGCUUUUCUUAAAGGGGAGUAUCUCCUUCUCCUUUUGGUACCUCGUAGGGGUUAAAAUGAAUUUCUUCCAUGCCCACAAAGCGAGAUUGAAUUUUUUUAUUUGACUAGCACCUCAGUUGUUUAAUAGGGUGGUAUCUCCUUCUCCUCCCCUUCCCCCACUCCCUGAGGACAUUAGCAACCAACAUUACAGGGCUGUCAGUAAGGGCCGGGAGGUGUGGAUUUCCUGGCUGCUAUGAGCAUGACCCCUGGCUACUUUAUUCAUAGGAAAUAAAAAGGAAAAUAGGACCGAAAGAAUUUCCAGGAUGUUCUAUUCCCUGCUCUGAAACUUGAAACCAUAGUGACAGCCCUGAACCCUAACCCAUAAAAGAAACUCUCUGCUCUGCUGGCUUUAUUUUCUGGUUUUCGAUCAUUCUAGAAAUCUACCCUCUGAUUGGUUGAUUGCUGUGGUUUUGAAAGGCCCGAGAAAUAUUUUUUUCUUCCUGUUUUGAAAAUGUUUUAGAACUGCAACUGCUUACUAGAUGCCAUUCAGAAUCAACUUAGUGUGCAGCAGAAAUCCUGCAUAACCAAGUUUAAAAGAUAAAUUUAUUGUCUAAAACUGUCCACACUGCAACCAGACAUCAUUUAGUGAAUUAAAAUGUCAGUAUCACCCACAAUCAUGUAAAAGCUAAGAUGUAAGCUUCCGGUCCCAAGACAAGCUGCUCAGUGCUUUUUUAUUGAGACCCAGAACCUAAGAUGUCAGAUUGAUAAACAUUUUCCCCAAAUACUUUUGAAUAACUGUUGUUUUAAAUGUCUCACUUCAAUUUCUUUUCUAUUUUGUUUAACUGACAGACCUGUCAGCAAGGAAGCAGCCCUCUAGCUCUGUGGCCACUAAGGAGGAGUUACCAGGUACUAUUAUAUCUAAAUAUAAAACGGAAGUGGUAGACAUACAGAAGAUUAAAAACGCUUAUUUUAAUAUGAAAAUGACUUUUGUCGUUUGUUAUAUUGCAAUAUAAAAUUAUCUUUAUUGUAGUAGUUGUUUAUUUAUAUUUCAAUAAUAAGUAGCAAAGAAGAAGUAUGAUGUGAUACUUCAAGCGUCAAAUUCUUUCUUUCAUUCAAUCUUUCUGUUAGAAUUUUGCUAAGGUAUUUUUAACCUGCGUUAACCGUCCUCGAGGCAAGUCAUAAAAAACAGGAAUUAUUUUUACCACUCAACCACAAACGUCACUAACGGCUUUGGAGAGGUAGCCCUCUAUUGGCGGUGUCUCCUCUCUGAACCUCUCUUUGUGGGGUAACGCCCCUUUACACUUGCUUUACUGAUGCAGUCUUCAAAGAUAUUUACAUCUACAUGUUACUCGGCCAAGGUUGCCCAUCCCGCCAUAUUCAGGGCCGGGUUGUUCGAAGCUGGGUUAAGAUAACUCAGGGUUAGUGUGAAAUUUGAACUCAGAUUUGAGAGCUUAAAAAUCAAAUUCAGUUUUAUUCUCUUUACGUACAAUUUGAUGAUUGGAUACUCUAAAAAGAAUAGAGAAAAUUAUUCGGGAGAGUGCUUUUGAUAAAAGGAAAAAGAAUCCCAGGUUAAAAUUUAACCCUAGGUUAGCGCUAACCGGCCUUCGAACAACUGGGCCCAGAAUUGUAAUUUUAAUAAUUAAUAAUUCUAUAUUUAGCUCGGUGAAAUUACAUUGUUAACUUUACAUAACUGAAAUUUGUGCUAGGUUAUAACUUUAUAAUGUAAGAGAAAUAAUAAGUGCGAGCUGGGGAAGCUAGAUAAACUGUUAGAUUUUCUAGUUAGCUUCUCAUCAAAUUAAAGUCAGUGUGUAAGCAGGUGAAAAAGAAGAAAAUAGAAUAGAUAAAUGAAUUAAUAAAUUCAAUUCAAUUAAUAAACUCAAUUAAAAAAGAGCAUUACUUCUACGUUGACCGUUGUAUUUAUAUUCCUACACUAUAUUCUGGUGUUUUAGAGCCCUGAUAUCUAUAUGCACUGUUACUUACAUUUCUUUUGGUGUAUCAUGAGUUGAGGAUAAUUUGUUUUUGAAUAUGGAAAUUUUAUUUAUAUUUGGUGAUCUGAUCAGUUUAUAUAAAUGAGGGCCUAUAUUUUGUGCGUCAACUACCACCCUUUAACUUUCCUCACCUGUUAAGAUAUCAAGUUAUAAACGAACAAUUCUUUAACAAAAAGGAACUUAAAAUUUUCUUUAACAGAUUCUCUCUGCCUCGAGGAGUGCCAGAAACAUCUGCGAUCAAUUUAUGAAACCAACAGCAAAGUCAAAAUCGUUCCGUGGGACCAAAGUUCUGCCGUUCAUAUUGAUGAAAUUUAUACCCAGUUGUCUUGGCUUAUGGAUGAGAAGAAGCCCAGCGGAGUAACACAGAAGGAACUUGAACACUACACCGACAUUUUUGACGGCGGAAGACUUCAUCAUACGCCUAAGCGCAUUUUGGUCCACGGACGACCAGGUAUCGGCAAGACCGUUUUUACGCAGAAAGCUACAUUUGAUUGGUCCCAACAGAAAUUUAAAGGAAAGUUAGGAAGAUUUGAUCUCGUACUUUUGGUCAAAUUACGCGAUGUUUGUAACCUCAACGAUGUUCCAGCCAUUCUGAGGAAUGCUAAUCUUCUCGCGAGUGAUAGCCCGAUUUCCACUGACAACCUGUACGAUUACGUUCGUCGCCACCAAGAAAACGUGUUGCUUAUUUUGGACGGCUACGAUGAAUACGUACACAGCGCAGCAAGCCAAUCACCUGUUCUUAAAAUCUGGGAGAAAAAGCAGUUGAGGGAUUGCUGUGUUGUUAUAACAUCUAGAGACAUGAAAGGAGAGGGACUGAAAAGUUCCAGCGAUGCUCAAUUUGAGAUCGACGGUUUUGACCUUAAGGGACAAGUAGAGUUCGCCGGUAGAUUCUUGAAAGAUGGUCAAGAUAUUAUAGAGUUUUUUGAAUACUUGAAGCAACAAGACCUGGAAGAUGUAGCAAAAAUACCUAUUUUGCUUUUAAUGUUGUUGUUGGUUUGGAAAGAAAAAGACUGUCGAGGACUGCCUUCAUCACGGCCGAUGAUAUAUUUUCAGUUUUUGCAGACUAUGUUUAAUCAUAUGUCAGAAAAACAAAAAAAGCGGGCGGAAAAAGUUGACGAUCACAAAGAAGAACUCUGUAAAGUAGGAGAACUAGCCUUUGACGCACUGCUACAAGAUUUACUUUAUUUUCCUCUCAGUAAACUGCCGGAUUACGUUUUGACUGAGAAACUGAUCGAGGCCGGGUUGUUUCAGCUGCUAAACAUGUCCGCUCUUAACCCGUGCAAAGCCGUGCACUUCAUUCACAAAUCCCUGCAGGAGUUUUUGGCUUCUUUAUUUCUAAAAGAAGAACUGUUAUCUCAAGAAAGUAAAAACAAUUCCCUUUUCAAAGUCGACUCAGUUGAAAAGAUCUUCAAGUUGAAGGAAGUUUUUAAAUUUGUUGCUGAAAUGUCAGAAGAAGCCGCGCGUGAGAUCUUGAUUCAUCUGUUGGGAAUGGCGGCGAAGGAAGACGGAGAGUACAGCUUCGACAACCAAGCACCGUCAGUCGAAGAUUUGUCAGAAACACAAAGAAAUCUUUUAACUCUAUGUACACAGUUAUUCUUCUGCUGUUCAGCAGAUACAAGAACAGAACUUUUCCCCACUUAUCUUUCUAAUCUAGGAGGUGUUUUGUUCAUUUUAAAUCCUGAGCAGCUGAAUAUUACAGCAAAGGAAAAUUUUGUUAAAACUACUGCUUCACUUUUGUACAUAUUUUUCUCUGACAGCUGCCAGUAUACAAAGCAAAGUUAUAAUAAUUUAAUUUGUUUAACACAGCAAUUAAAGGCUGUUAUAGUUAGUAGAACAGGAAAACAGAAAGCAUCAGAAUAUUUGACUGUAUUUCCAUGGCGUAGAGUAAACGAGUUUUUCUUAAUGAAAGAAGAAAACAACACUCACCUUUAUUUUACUCAUAUUGUAAAUAGUACAGAUGCUAGCAUUCCUUUUCCUUUUAAAAUGGUAAAGACGUUAGUUAGUUUAGAAGAGACAACAAAGAAGACAAACAUGAAUGGUGAUGAGUCAAGUGAAGAGAACAGCAGCAGCUGUUGUUCGAAGCGUCAUGGUCUCUCCAGGGUUCGGUGGAUUAUAGCUUAUGUCAACAGGUCAGAAGUGGAACUGAUGAUGGAGAUGAUGCUGUUUAUCACCGCUCCACACGUGGUAUGGGUUUGGGGUAAAGACGGUGAAGUGUUUGAUGCUGAGGUAACAGAGUCUCUGAUGAGGAGGAUCUCAACACACAAACUGGAGUGGUUAACACUCCAUGGUAUCAGUGUAACAUCAUCACCUGCCGUGGAGUUCAUCAACAGAGUAUUUGAACAAGAUCUUCCAAACUUGAAGUUGCUCUACAUGUCAGACAAUCCUCUUCUGGGUGCAGGAGUCGACACCAUAAUUAAACAUCUCAGCAGCGCUCCUCACCUGGAGGAACUGAACCUUAGAGGUGUGAAGAUGACUCCACAGCAGGUGAUGAAUCUCGCAUCAGCUGUAAAGCAGCACGGAAACAUCACUGUACUUGGGACAGACUACCACGUAAGUUUUCCAAUUUUAUCGCAAUUUGUUUCUUUAUUCUUUGUUUACAGUUUAUUUCUACUCAGCUCUUGCCUUUGGCCAUUUUCCUUUCUUUGUCAUUUUUAUACUCGACAAAACACGAGAUUUGCUUUUGAAAUCAAAUCACAAACUUUAGCAGAUUCAAAAUAUCAUUUCAAAUUCAUUUCUUUCAACUGAUUAAACUAACUCCAUAAAAUGUUUUAACUGAGAACGUUUAGAACAAGUAACUGUAGCUGAUAUUAAAACAUGGAGUUGAACACAAGAAGAGAAAUUUCGUAUCUUUAAGCAGCCAUAAGAUGAUAUUAUCGGGUGAAAACAAGAACUUUUAGCAAAAACAAAAGCACAUAAUUUCCACAGUAUUAAUUUCUAAAUCAAUUUUAAUUCAUACCUUUUCAUAAAGUAACAAACAACAAUCAUAAAAGCAAUUGAAAGAUGUUCAGUUCAUGUUCAAUUCAAACAAAUGAGCUUAGUUUGGUAUUAAAAAAGAUGAAGAGUAAACACAUUGAACUCACAGUUUCACAUUUAUCGUCCAGGGCUUCCUACAAAAACAGUUUAAGUCUAGGGAAGUUAUUUUGAAAGUCCCGAAAACAGACAAGUCUUUUUUAUAGCUGUUGCUUUGUUAGUUCUUGAGCGUUUCUUUGGUAAAUACUGGUCCUUGCAGUUCGGUGAAGUGUUGGUUUUUGAAAUAACAACCCACAGAAAAAAAUUGUAUCUCCGAGACAACGGUUGAAAGCAACACCCAAAAAAUUUUCCUUACAGGUUAACACUUCGCUGUUCUCCACUGUAUAGCAUAAGUGUCCAUUGCAAGAUUUUCAUCGCGUAAAUAGCAUAAGUUUGUUUUCAACUUUCCAAGAACACUAGCUAUACAAAUCAAAUCGUGCGUAGCUUUGGGCUUUCGUGAAAUAUCCUAAUAAAUGAUGUUUCCUUGAGCUUCGAACAACUCCUUAGCAUAUUCCUGAGUAAAAAGAGAUAAAUCCCUGUCUUUUGCCGGUAUCAUUUCCUUGAUGUUUUCUUAUUAAAUUUUGAGUUCAUCCUGAACAGUUUGCCGUUGAAGAGCGAACUGAACAAACUACAAAAACAACAAACGAUGUCAUUCAAAGCCUAGUGACGUGGCGGCAGCUGAUUGGUUAAAUCUACCUCGGAUGAUGUUUCACGUGAUGACAUUUUCCCGCCUUUUGUUUUAUUACGUAACAAAUUCCGCCCGCAAAAAUACACUGUGAUCUGCGAAUUUUGUGUUUCUGAAUAUAUUUUCAAAAGAAAAGAAAAAGGAUUUGCAAGUGUUGAUUUUGAUUCUAUUAUUUUGAAUGCGAAUUUCUUGUACGUGCGCGUUGAUAAAGAUAAUGUUUCUCUUUCCAAUCCCGCUGAGAGGGGAGAGGUACAGGGGGGUAAAUCUCCCUCCUCCCUAAACUUGGUUUAAAAAUUGGCGACGGGUAACACUCGUUUCUUGAACUUAGUCGUAAAGGUCGUUUUUUGACCUUCAGCGCUUCGCCUCUACACCAACAUACCACACAAAGAAGGCGUAACCACCGUGUGUCUACUGCAGUUCUGGCCCCCUCUCUCCCUCUCUAUGUCACGCAACGCCGAGAGAGGGUCCAACCCCACAUCCCUUAGGUCCCUUAUCAUCACUCCAAAAGCCACUGAAUUACCUUUUCAUCGAUAUCUCCCUCCUCCCUGUUCUGUUUCUCUUUCUUCCGCCGAGAAGUCAGAAUUUUCGGUAGGAAAAAUUUCUCUCAACAAAUAACUGUAAAGACGCCUAAAAUAGUUUGUCAGUUGUUGUUGACACAUUAACCAUGUGCUCGUAUAAUUUUUGACAAGGUGCCGGGUUCGAAUCCUGCUCAGUACCCUUUCUUUUUUCCUUCUGUCUUUCUCAUUUUUUUUUUUUUUUCGUUUUCGUGUUUAUUUUGUUGUUGAUGUUUUUAAAUACAUACCUUCUAGAGCAAAGAUAGCAUAUUUAUGGAUAAACAAUCUGAAUUUCUAUCGUUUCCUACAAUUUUCAUUCCUUUUUUAUUAUAUUCUACAAAACUGAAACAGUAGCCACAUGCAGUCACAGACUGCCUUUUACUAUAUAGGCCAAGUUUUGACUGUUGAUCUUUGCUUUCGGCACGCGCGGCUUGUUUUGAACUUAGUUAAUCGUGUCAAAGUUGUUUUCAUAUUAACAAUUGUUUUUCGUUUGUCACUGUAAUCGCAUUGUACUUAAAAUGAAGGUUUUGAAAUGUGUACACGUCCACACUUUAUUAAAGGGAGAUUGGUGGUUUUAAGUAUUAUUUUGUAUUUUGUUGCAGGAUAAUAAAGGAAACCCCAAACCUGAACAUGAAUGGCCAUCAGAGGACGACUGGAAGACUGAGUACUCUGACCUCUCUUCUGAUUCAUCACCUGAAUCAGCGCAUGAGCAGGAGCAGGUUAGUCGUCACACACCUAUUUUUGUGAAAGUUUAUUUAUUAAAUAUUUAGUAAGACUUUCAGUGUUUGCGUGAACAGUUCUAUUUUUCUGUCCGUCAGAGAUAAUCAAAUACGCUCAGCAGCCUUGAUUUGUAAGUCUCCAUUACCGAGGAUUUUCGAGUUGGUGAUACUGAGUUAGUUUUUAAUACAGUAAAAACCCGCGUGUAGGAACCUAGUGCCUUCAUAACCUGCUGGUAGAAAUUUGCUUCUUUAUUACCCAACAGUAUAAGAACCAGGUUGGCCAAACGAGAUCAGGCAAGUUCUUAUCUGUGGGUUACAGUUAAAUUAAUCAUCAUCUAAAAACAUAGAUUGAACAGGAAAAGGUUAGUCACCAGCUUCGUUUCUUUAAGUUUAUGCUGCAGUCAUUGGAAACUCCGGCCCCCCGGCCCCCGGGACUUAGCGAGGAAUUUAACAUCGGGUUGGUGUUACAACACCGCUAAUUUCCCCGCUUCCCGGGCGAAGUAGUUUGUUAAAAGCCCCGUAUAGCAGGGAAUUAGUAAAGUGUAGUUCCAGGCUCGAUUUCAACCGCUCUGUCCGAUCUGGUAUUCUGUAUUUCUUAAAAUUCAAACCACCUGUUAAUAGAAACUCUCGAUAGCGUUCCUUCAAAUUCAUGAAAAAUGUUACCCUGUGUGCCAGAGGAUUUUUUUUCUUACCUAAUUCCUGAGAACGGACCUUUAAAGCCAGUGUAGAAAAAUGCGGCUAGAUCGCUUACAAAAAAGUAACUUCUGUAUGGUAUACUUGUAAGGGGAAGGGAUCUUAAGCGAAACUCGGGGGAUGUACUUCCUAUAUAUAAGCCAUAUAGGUACAGUCAACUCUCGCCUUGCGGACACCCCGAUAAUACGGACAGCAGCUAAAUUCCCCGGCAAAAACAAAUUACAGAUGUUUGACUUAAAGAAACUCGCGCUAUUACGGACUCUCGCUUCGUGAACUCAAAGAGAGAAUUAUCGAUCGAUGUAGUACAUGAGCAAUUAAGAAACACAAUUUAUGAGCAAAGUAUUUCACCAGUUGACGACACUAUGGCUGAAGACUUGAUUGUAAGCUGUCGUAGUCAAUGAAGCGAACAACCCAGUUGUCAAUGAAUGGCAGAUGAAUCGUGAUGUUACGCACGUCCAUGAGCGAGGGACGUGACAACUUUGCCAUGUUAGAAGACCGGCUUUUCCUUUAAAUAUUUCCUUCUAUUUAAUUUGGAGGUGUAAAUUUCGGAUACUGAGGAUAAAGAAGACACGGACAAAAAUAGGAACUCUGCGAAUUUCGCAUACAAGUUCAAGGCUUGACGUGAGGAAAAUAGGAGCUAUUACUGACAAGGUUUGGUGCCUAAGUAGAGCAUACAAUUGUAGCCCACGUCGAGGUUUCAGGGGGUUUGCUUUUUGUUUGUAUCUCUCAUAGAUAUCAUUAAUGAAUCGAUUAUUUGAAAACUGAAUCAAUUGGUCGUUGCCGCAACUAGUUAAUGAAAUACCAACAUACAUAGGAACAUGUCCGUACUAAGCGUCCUAACGUACUAAGACCGAAUAGAAUACCAACAUACACAGGAACAUGUCCGUACUAAGCGUACUAACGUACUAAGACCGAAUAGAAUACCAACAUACACAGGAACAUGUCCGUACUAAGCGUACUAACGUACUAAGACCGAAUAAAAUUCCAACAUACAUAGGAACGUGUUCGUACUAAGCGUACUAACGCACUGAGACCGAAUAAAAUACUAACAUACAUAAAACAUGGCCGUAGUAAGCGUACUAACGUACUGAGACCGAGUAAAAUACCAACAUACAUAUAACAUAGCCAUAGUACGCGUGCUAACGAACUAAAGCCGAAUUAGAUGCCAACAUUUUGAGAACAUCGCCGUAUUUAGUGUAUCGGUAACGUUUUCAAGGCUGCAAAAAAAUGCUAACGUACGUCGCGAACAUGACCGCGUUACCGGGCCGCGUUAACAAUAGGGAGCUUAAGCAACGACGACGGCGACAGCAAAGAGAACGGCAAAAAGCAAAAGGUUUAGACUGGCAAAACAACAACUUUGCACGUGCAUCACGCUUUAUUGUACAUUUCUUUGCCGUCACUGUACGGCUACAACGUGAAAGUUCCUAAUUUCACCUUUUGUCGAGGACAUGAACAAAGGACAACGACUUUCUUUUUCUUUUCCUGACCUUUGAUACAGUCUUUUAGAAUUCAACUCCAGAAAAAUUUGCCAACACUUGACGAAUUGAACGAGUUGGAAUAAGCGAGAUAAAGUUUGAAGUAGCGCGAAUUCACUUUUUAAGGGACAUUUUUGUAGCCGACGGCGACGGGAACGAGAAGGCAAAAAAGCAAUUGGUUUAGAUUGGCAAAAUAACAAGUUUGCACGUGCAUCACGCUCUUUUGUACAUUUCUUUGCCCUCGUUGCAACGUGAAAGUGCCUAAAUUUACGUUUUGUCGAGGACAUCAGGAACAUAAGACAACAACUUUCUUUUUCUCUUCCUGAACUUUGAUACAGUCCUUUAGAUUUCAACUCCAAAAAAGGUUUUCCAACAUUUGACGAGGUAAACGAGAUGGAAUGAGCGAGAUAAAGUUUAGAGCAACGCGACUUCACUUUUUAAGUGACGUCAUUGUAGCCGUCGCCGUCGUUGUUGCUUUAGCUCCCUGAUACAUGCGUAGGGCACUUAAGGUCAAAAGCUUUUAAAUCCUCUGUUUAAAUCAUUACUGCACAUACCUCGACUUUCGGGGACAUGCUGUAGCUGAUGCGGAAAAAGCAGGGAUUUAUCUCAAGGUUUCGGAAUCAGUUCCAAUCUUUAGGUUGCUCAAUUUAUCAACUCAAAUUUAUACUAUGCAACUGAAACCACGGAGAGACCACAAGACCCCGUACAUAAGAAAAUUUAUCGACCGUCAAAGCGGCACGACGAAAUUUGGACACUUCCCAUCAACAGAGCAGCUCUUUUUCUUUCACUAGAAGAUACUUUCAGUCGUCAUGAUCAAACUCAUCAUCACUUUGGUCAGUCAUGGAGAUGGGGGUUGCAGAGUUUUCCAAACUCAAAGAACUGUUUGCGAACGCGAGGAAAGUUCAGUCAUGCCCAAUACUUCCGCACUUUUACAGACCGUUAGAGCAGUUGAGGGAUCGUACGCUCCGUACAAACCAUCAGCAUUGCUAACAACCCGUAUUCUGAGCACAUACGGAGCGUACGUCUCAUUAUUACAUCGGGGCACUGUGUGUUAUGGUUCGUACGAUCCAUAUGCUUGAUUGAUACAGAUCGUAUUUAUUCCUCACUAUGAUAAGCUACAUACGCCAUAAAGCAAAACAAGCACACUCCAACAGUAGUAUUUCUUGUUCUAUAAGCCGUGAACCAAAACAGGCAUGCCACAAAUGUCAUAUUCCUUGUUGUAUAAGCUAAAAAGUGAAACAAGUGCUGUGCAAAAGUAUAAUAUAUCUCGUUCUUGCCACCCAAUGUUCGAUAUUUCCUGACCGUCGCUCUUAAUUUGGAGAGAUUCAGAUAGGACUUUCCAUUGAUAAUACAUGUAUUCUUUAGGAUGUCCCUGGGGGUGAUGCUUGCAUGUGGCCACAAGAACCAGGAGGCAAAGAAGCACCCGGUAGACCACAAACAAGU